GUGCAUAUACAUACGUGUAUGAGGCGCAAGGAUACCAGACUAGUCAACCUUCGGUUUUCAGCACGUGGAGUUCUGCACUGUGUCGCAGAAUUAAUCCUUCAUUUGUCCUUGCAACUAACGUAUUAAGUCAAGAUGGCCAAGAGUAUCCGCAGUAAACGUAUGAGGAAACUGCGAGCAAUCAAGAGAGCAAGGAAUGGUCCACGGGAAACCAAACGAUUGAAGAAGAUUCUGGGAUUACUGAAGCCUGAAGAGGAAGACCCAGAGAACAACGUCUACAAAUUCACUGAUGUCAGGGAAACGAUUUUAGACAAGCCUACCCUCAACCAAGCCUCAGGAACAGCGUAUGACCUACGACGUGUCCCAGACAGAGAUAAGAUCAAAGCAGCGGCCGCGCAACCAAAGGAGAUCACAAUGGAUGAAGAUGCAGAAAAUAAAACAGUGAUGGAUCCAGAGCACCAGGAAUCCAUGGAAACGGACACUGCAGCCAAACCCAAACAGAAAGGCAUAAAGAAUGAACAUGGCAACUACCCCAUCUGGAUGAGUCAUCGAAGAAUCAAGAAAAUAGCCCGCAAAGGCAAACCCAAAAAACACACACUCAAGCGAGCAGGCACGGGCAAAACAUUCUGAACAUUGAGUUAUUUUAUUUGUCAAUAUUUUCAAGUAUGUCUUUUAUCCCAAGUAAUAUUUGGUAAUUUUUCAAAUUUCGUUAGAAAAUUAGAAGUUGAAUUCACAAGACAACAUGCACUGUUGCAAUAUCGUGCCAUUUUCACCUACUUUAUGGGCUCCGUGCACAGGUACUCUCUCAGGGGUAAGGAAGGUAGAGUUGGGGAUGACAACUGGGAGAGACAUUCGAAUGCAUCGAUGAUGACACCGACGCCCACGCAGUGGCAUUAUGCACACUCAGAAUAAAAUAAGUUGUGCGUUAUACGCGCGCAAACCAGUACGUGCUCACAGUGUGUCCCUUGCAUGGGCUCUUGAAAAGUGGUCGAAAAGCGCCCUCUCUUGUUUGCACGCGGAGCCCAUUGGCCCAAUAACAAUGAGGGCCAAGUUUCUCGUGCCCAACUGCAAAGCCUAAUUUAUACAUUAUCUUUAGCCUGCAAAUUCAAAUUGCCAGAGUUCAAUUUGAAUCUUUUGAAUCCCCAGACUACCAUACAAAAUUUGUAGCCAACAAACUUGAAAGAAAUGAUGUUUCACUCUAUAAGAUUUUCUUUAUUGUACUUUACAUUACAAACAUUGUGAUGGAUCAACGAACCAUUUUAUUAAAGUUAGCCACAAAUCCGCCCACCUGUGGUUUGCGUCCCUAUCUCACAGUGCUUCUGACCAGGUUCCAUUGUGGUCAUGUGACCCACAGUCACGAUCUGAUUGGACAAUGCACAAUGAAGUACAAAAGUCUUUUAUGGACUUGGACAAUAAAUUUGUAAAGUUAGCCAAAGCCA
Messenger RNA from Patiria miniata (bat star), 1436 nucleotides. Its product is annotated as protein LLP homolog. The transcript is spliced from 4 exons. Gene Ontology annotation, molecular function: RNA binding. Gene Ontology annotation, biological process: dendrite extension. Gene Ontology annotation, cellular component: nucleolus. NCBI's taxonomy places the organism in Eukaryota, Metazoa, Echinodermata, Asteroidea, Valvatida, Asterinidae. The coding region runs from base 133 to 627 and encodes 164 amino acids. The record is from RefSeq and is a predicted model, not a curated record.